AUGUCGAACUCAAAAACAAGUGUAUCCCAGGCGAGUAGAGAUAAUAUCUCAGAAUCUCGCACUGUGAAAACAGUCAGCCUCACGGAUUCUGGGAGAGGCAAAAGUUCGAUGAUAUCAAAAACAAGGAAAGACAGAGAGCGCAUCAAGACAAAAACCCUAUACGUGUCCACUUUUAACGUAAGAACCCUAUCCACAGAUGACAAAUUAAUUGAGUUUGAGGAAGAGCUGAAAGGUGUUAACUGGCAUAUAAUUGGACUAUCCGAAGUGAGAAGGUGUGGAGAAAGUUGCACAACACUGCAAAAUGGACACACUCUCUACCACAGAGGCAACCAGACAAACAAGAUUAAUGGAGUGGGAUUUCUCGUAAACAAAAACAUAGUAAACAACAUUAUAGAAUAUAAAAGUAUAUCUGAGAGGGUGAUAUCGAUAGAUCUAAGAGUAAACAAAAGAUACACAUGUAAAAUAAUACAAGUAUACGCCCCGACAACAGAACAUGAAGAUGAGGAAGUAGAAGAAUUCUACGAGGAAAUCAAUCAGGUUUUGAAUAACAACACGGCUCACUAUGUUCUUAUGAUGGGUGACUUCAAUGCAAAAAUUGGAAUAAGAUCAGACCCACAAGAAAAAGGAGUAGGAGCAUUCGGAUCGGGAACACGUAAUGAAAGAGGAAAACUUCUACUGAAUUACGUUAAAGAAAACAACCUCCAUAUCAUGAACACCUACUUUAAGAAGAAAGAAAGCCGGCGGUGGACUUGGAAAAGCCCAAACGGAUUAAUCAAAAACGAAAUAGACUUCUUAAUAAGUAACAACAAAAACAUAGUACUAGAUACAAGUGUAGUAAACUCCGUUAAAAUGGGAAGUGACCACCGUAUGGUCAGAUCUAAGAUAUACUUCGAUACAAAAAUAGAACGAUACAAAUUGAUCUCAAAGGGACCCAAAGGUAUCAACACAGAGGAACUCAGAGUAAAACAGGAGCAAUACCAACGUCAACUAGAAAAUUGUAUCGAUCGAAAUAUGCUACACACCCAGUCUAUUAAUAUGCUAAACAACGAGAUCUCAAAGCAAAUCCAAGAAAUAGCACAUAACGUGGCAGGAAAUAAGAAAAAGAAAAAACUUCAGCUUUGCCAACAAACUCUGGAUCUAAUCAAAAAACGCAAGACGAUAAACCAAGAUAUUACAUUGAAUCAUAUAGAAGUCACGGAACUAAACAAGACAAUAAGAAAGAAAAUCCGACUCGAAACAAGGAAUUAUAAGAACCAGCAAGUUAGACAGACGCUAGAGGAGAGAAAAAGUUUGAAAGUACUGCAAAGGGAAUUUAAGAACAGGACCCACAUCACAAAGCUUGUAAAUGAGAACAACAUCGAAUGUACCAGGAUGGAAGAAUUAAAAGAAUUAACUGAGGCAUUUUAUCGAUCGCUAUACGAAAGCAAAGCCAAACCACCACUAGAAACAUCUUCUAAAGAACGACAGAAGGUAAUGAAUGUAGGCUCAGAAGAAAUCCCAGACAUAACAAGUGAGGAAAUUGAGAGAACCAUGUCCAAAAUGCCAAAAGGAAGAACAGCGGGAGGGGAUGGUAUAGUAUUGGAAAUGCUGAUCUAUGGAGGAGAAAUAGUUCUGGACAUUUUAAAAAUAUUAUACAAUAAAUGCCUGCUGGAGUGCGACGUCCCCGCAGACUGGAAGAACGCCCUAGUAGUUUUGCUCUUCAAAAAAGGCGAUAAAACUAAAUUAAGCAAUUACAGACCAAUCAGCCUGUUGUCUGUCAUGUACAAAGUAUUUAUAAAAAUAAUAACAGAAAGAUUGACCAACAAACUUGACAGUUACCAGCCUAAAGAGCAAGCCGGAUUUAGAAGAGGUUUCAGCACACUAGAUCAUCUGCAAGUAGUAAGAACAGUUAUAGAAAAGACAAAUGAAUACAAUAUCCCAAUCUGGGUCGCUUUUAUUGACUAUGAAAAAGCUUUUGACUCUGUAGAGAUAUGGGCUGUAUUGAAGGCAUUAAGCAACAGCAGAGUCGACUAUCGAUGCACAACCUUAAUCCAAAAUAUAUAUAGCAACGCAACCCUCCAAGUUAUGUUGAAAGAUUUCACAGAUAAGAUUGAUAUAGGCAGAGGAGUUAGACAAGGAGAGUCCAUCUCACCGAAGCUGUUCACGCUUGCGUUGGAGGAUAUGUUCAAGAAUAUCGGAUGGGAAACUAAGGGCAUUAAAAUAAAUGGAGAAUACUUAAGUCACCUACGGUUUGCUGACGAUAUUGUUCUCUUCGCGGAUAAUCAACAAGAUUUGCAAGACAUGCUAUUGGAACUAGAUCAAAACUCUAAAAAGAUAGGCCUCAAGAUGAAUAUAGGAAAAACCAAAUAUAUGACGAACGAUAAUAUCACACAAGAAACGAGAAUCGAAAUAGAUAACAAAAAAAUAGAACACACAGAAUCCUAUGUUUAUCUAGGUCAGAAAAUAGAAGUUUCAAAAAACAACUUAAAAGCAGAACUACCGCGAAGGAUAUCGUUGGCAUGGACAGCCUUUGGAAGACUCAGAGAGGUUUUUUGUUCAGGCCUCCCAAACACCCUCAAAGCGCAAAUCUUCGAUCAAUAUGUACUUCCAACACUAACAUACGGUACAGAAACAUGGGCAAUUAAUAAAGAAAUCAUUUGCAAGCUACAAACAACACAACGAGCUAUGGAAAGGAGGAUGAUAGGUGUAACCCUCCGGGACCGAAUAAACAAUAAUAUAAUCCGGGAAAGAUCAAAAGUGACAGAUGUCAUAGAGAGAUUAUGUAGACUGCGAUGGAGCUGGGCAGGACAUAUAGCCAGGAGCAAAGAUGAUCGUUGGACACGCAGAGUGAUGGAGUGGAGACCAUGGAGCAGUAAGAGGAGCAGAGGACGCCCCCAGACUAGGUGGACAGAUGAUAUAAAGAGACUGGUGGGAGACAAUUGGAUGUGGCAUGCGCAGGAUAGAAAGGAGUGGCAAUGCUUAGGGGAGGCGUACGUCCGACGAUGGAUGGAUAGCUGA
This is a messenger RNA of Cylas formicarius (sweet potato weevil), 2997 nucleotides long. RefSeq lists its product as uncharacterized. The transcript has a single exon. The coding region runs from base 1 to 2997 and encodes 998 amino acids. Lineage: Eukaryota; Metazoa; Arthropoda; Insecta; Coleoptera; Brentidae. The record is from RefSeq and is a predicted model, not a curated record. Gene Ontology annotation, molecular function: catalytic activity.